UCCUUGAGGAUCUUUUACAGAAUGAUGUGUAUUUACCCACGGCUACACAUCAAAAAGAAUUCGAUACAAUAAGUGGAAAACUAGAAGAGUCUUCUGAUAAAGAUGGUCUUCUGCAGCCAACCUGUGGAAUGAAAGCUUCUAAUCCAAAUAAAGUCUUAGAAUUGAAGGACAGAGAAACAUUCAAAGCAGUGGAUAUGAGUUCUGUAGAGCCUAUAUCCAGUCUUUUUGGCAAACUGACUACUGAAACUUCACAGUCUCCAAAAGUUGAGGAAGACUUUAAUCUUGCUACCAAGGAGGGAGCAACAAAGACAGUAACUGGACAACAAAAACAUGAUAUUGGCAUUACUGAACGAGCUCCACAAGAUCAAACAAAUAAGAUGCCCAUAUCCGAAUUAGGACAAAAAGAAGAUAGAAAAUCAGCUUCAGUUCCUGAGAUUAUCUCUGUGAAUGAUACACAGAAUUAUGUGUGUUUACCUGAGGCUACAUAUCAAAAAGAAAUAAAGACAAUAAAUGGCAAAAUAGAAGAGUCUCCUGAAAAGCCUUCUGACUUUGAGCCUGCCAUUGAAAUACAAAACUCUGUCCCAAAUAAAAGCUUAGAAUGGAAGAAUAAACAAACAUUGAGAGCAGAUAAUAUGUUCACAUUAAAACCAGGACAAGAAACAUAUGCAGAAUCACAUUGGAGUUCUAAGAACUUUGAACAGAGUAUUUCUGAAAGUGCUGCGCAGAAUUACACGUGUUUACCUGAGGCUACAUAUCAAGAAGAAACCAAAAGAAUAAAUGGAAAACUAAAGGAUUCGACUAGCCUAUCAAAAAUGUUGGAUGCAGUUCCUUCUUGUGAAAGAGCACGGGAACUUAAAAAAGAUCACUGUGAACAACUUACAAGAAAACUGGAACAAAUGAAAAACAAGUUUUGUGUACUACAAAAGGAACUAUCAGAAGCAAAAGAAAUAAAAUCACGGUUAGAGAACCAAAAAGUUAAAUGGGAACAAGAGCUCUGCAGUGCGAGAUUGGCUUUAAAUCAAGAAGAAGAGAAGAGAAGAAAUGUCGAUAUAUUAAAUGAAAAAAUUAGGGAAGAAUUAAGAAGACUCAAAGAGCAACAUAGGAAUGAGUUAGAAGUGAAACAACUUUCACAGGCUCUCAGGAUACAAGAUAUGGAAUUGAAGAGUGUAACAAGUAAUUUGAAUCAGGUUUCUCACUCUCAUGAAAAUGACAAUGCUCUCUUUUAUGAAAAUUGCAUGUUGAAAAAGGAAAUUGCCAUGCUAAAACUGGAAAUAGACACACUAAAACAUCAACACCAGGAGAAGGAAAAUAAAUACCUUGAGGACAUUAAGAUUUUACAAGAAAAGAAUGCUGACCUUCAAAUGACCCUAAAACUGAAAGAGAAAACAUUAACAAAAAGGGCAUCUCAGUAUAGUGGGCAGCUUAAAGUUCUGAUAGCAGAGAACACAAUGCUGACUUCUAAAUUGAAGGAAAAACAAGACAAAGAAAUACUGGAGACAGAAAUUGAAUCAUACCAUCCUAGACUGGCUUCUGCUUUGCAAGACCAUGAUCAAAGUGUGACAUCAAGAAAAAAACAAGAACUUGCUUUCCACAGUGCAGGAGAUGCUCAUUUGCAAGGAAAAAUGAAUGUUGAUGUGCGUAAUACAAUAUGUAACAAUGAGAUGCUCCAUCAACCACUUUGUGAAGCUCAAAGGAAAUCCAAAAACCUAAAAUUUAAUCUCAAUUAUGCAGGAGAUGCUCUAAGAGAAAAUACAUUGGUUUCAGAACAUGCACAAAGAGACUGCCGUGAAACACAGUGUCAAAUGAAGAAAGCUGAACACAUGUAUCAAAACAAACAAGAUAAUGUGGACAAACACACUGAACAGCAGCAGUCUCUGAAGCAGAAAUUAUUUCAACUACAAAGCAAAAGUAUGUGGCUUCGACAGCAAUUAGUUCAUGCAUGUGAGAAAGCUAACAAAAGCAAGAUAACAAUUAAUAUUCAGUUUCUUGAGACGAAAAUGCAACAUCAUCUCCUAAAAGAGAAAAAUGAGGGAUUUAAUUACAGUAACAAUUUAAAAGAAUGUACAGAUCAAUGUGAAAAAGAGAAAGCAGAAACAGAAGUAAGUAUCAAAAAAUGUAAAUACUUUUCAACCUUCCUGAAAGAAAAUGGCCUUGGCUAA
Molecule: messenger RNA, 2159 nt
Organism: Rhinopithecus roxellana (golden snub-nosed monkey)
Lineage: Eukaryota; Metazoa; Chordata; Mammalia; Primates; Cercopithecidae
Product: ankyrin repeat domain-containing protein 30A-like
Source: RefSeq, a predicted model, not a curated record